Molecule: messenger RNA, 1923 nt
Organism: Acanthochromis polyacanthus (spiny chromis)
Lineage: Eukaryota; Metazoa; Chordata; Actinopteri; Pomacentridae
Gene: tpk1
Product: thiamin pyrophosphokinase 1
Exons: 9
Coding region: 149-910 (253 amino acids)
Biological process (GO): thiamine metabolic process; thiamine diphosphate biosynthetic process
Molecular function (GO): thiamine diphosphokinase activity; thiamine binding; ATP binding
Source: RefSeq, a predicted model, not a curated record
CAUAACAAAAACAUCCUGCAGCUCGGUGCUGCUGCCCUCCUCUUCAUGCUGCCUCCGCUCUCGUUGUCUGUUUACAACCUCAAUGGCGCAAGGAUCAUAAUUCUUUUCAAGUGGACUGUUUGAAGACAGGCUCCUGUGGAUCCUGGCCAUGGAUGAAGAGUUGACGCCUUUGGAUUGCCUGCUGCCCUCAGGCACACAGAGGAUCUGUCUGAUCAUUUUGAACCAGCCUCUGGAUAAAGACUACCUACACAUCCUCUGGAGUAAAGCUCUCUUGAGGGCGUGUGCUGAUGGAGCUGCCAAUCAUCUUUAUAACAUCACUGCUGGAGAUCACGACAGCUUCCUCCCCGACUAUAUCAGCGGGGAUUUUGAUUCCAUUACUUCUGAGGUCAAAGCUUUCUAUGCAGACAAGGGGUGCAGGCUGAUAGAAACCGCUGACCAGGAUUUCACAGAUUUCACCAAGUGUCUUGCAGUCAUGGUGAAGGAGAUUCAGAAGCGACAGCUGCAGGUGGAUGCUAUAGUGGCAUUGGGUGGUCUGGCAGGCAGACUGGACCAGACAAUGGCAUCUGUGGAGACCCUCUAUCACGCUUUGUCCAUGACGCGUCUCCCUCUGUUGAUCAUACAGGAAACGAGCUUGGCAUAUCUACUCAGACCCCAGGGCAGCCACAGACUGGAGGUGAACACAGGUCUGGAGGGAGACUGGUGCGGCCUCAUUCCUGUAGGUGGGCCCUGCCAAACAACCACCACUGGGCUGAAAUGGAAUCUGAAUAACCAGAUCUUGCAGUUUGGGAAGCUGGUCAGCACCUCUAACACUUACGAGCCCACUGCACCAGGAAACCCCAGAAAGCCUGUAACUGUGACCACGGACCAGCCUCUGCUUUGGAGCAUGGGCAUCCAAAAGGACGGGGAAUGAUACCGAAGAAAGCCUCCCUUGUGAUGAAAAUGACAGGAUAGAGCAUGCAACUACUUUUCUAGAGCUGAGCUGCUGCAAAGUCACUGGUUUUUCAUGUUAUUUAUAGCACGCUGUAGGAAAGGAAAAAAGCUGAAAGCACUGUCAUAGUAUACGGGGCCAAAGCGUUGUGUUUUAUGGGUAUUAUGUGACAAAAUAACAAAUUAUCAUCUCAGGUGGAACAGGACCAUAGAAAACUGACAGAAACAUGACCAAUUUUUACUCUGCUUAUCAUAGAGACCAUCCUUGUUAAACUGCAUGUUCUAGGUAGAUUGAUGGGCUCUGUGCUAUUUUGCUGUUUCCUUGUCUUGAUGCAUCUUCAUUAUAUAUUUACUUUUAAAUUGAACCAUUUUAAAGUUUAAUCUUGCCUUACACAGUGAAUCUAUCCUCUACAGGUAUCUGCUUUGUAUUGCAGCCCCCAGUAUGUGCCUUUGACAUUCUGUUUCACACUAAUCACUGGAAAAUACACAAAUUUCUAAGUAGUUGUGCCUUGUGAUGAGAGCUUAUGAUUGCACUUCUGAAAAAUAUAAACUGUUCUAUGCAUUUGUAAUAACAGGAAGGGUAUUUGAUUAGACAGGAAAAAUAUAGCCGUUGGGUUUCCAUUUGUUUUAUUUACACAUUGAAAUAUAAAUGUUGAGCACAGAAUGUAAAAAUGACAUCACUUCAGUCCCCAAUCACACCAGCCCAUUAACAUGUUGCACCACAGCGUCUUGACCAGGAUUUAUUUAACCACCACUGGAAGAAAAACAAACAAGGCAGUGUUAGCAAAUCAAGAAAUUGCAUCCACUUUAUAUAAUGACACAAAUUGCUACCGAAGAAAACCUCACUUGAAAAUACAAUGCCUGCAUGUUCCACUGCAUCAUACCACCAUAUGCACUUAUAGAUUAAUUCUGACAAUCAUGAGAGCAGCCUAAAUGAUAUAUUUGUAUGUUAUCUUCUACUGUGCACAGAAAUAAAAGGACCAAUGCUACCAGCAA